AACAGUGGUCUCUCGCGUCCUUUAUAUUUCUAUAUCGAAAUAUUGUUCUCGACAUAUCGUUGAUCGCUUUCCGCUCUUAUAAUCCAAAAUUUAAAUCUUUAGUUCUUUCAGUGAAAAAAUUUCAUUUUUAAACUUUUCGAUCUUGUGUUCUUUUUUCUUUUCUACAAUAAUUCAUGAUUUUGGGCAUGUUUCUCUGGAGACGUUUUCGUUUCCAAUAUGUAUAGGUUACAAAUGACUAAUUGGAUGGAUGGAACAAUCACGUACUUACGAACAGGCAAACAAAAAAGUUCAAAGCAAAUAGAAAGUUCGGUUUCGUAAAGCGUGAUUUAGUAUCCCAAAGAGAAAAGUAUAUCAACAGUGGCGGAGGAAAUUUGAAAUCUUUUGUAUGUGACACAAGAUCAGACUCGGAUCUGCAUGCGUCUAACCUCUCGCAUUUUCGAUAACAUUUUCUAGUUAUUCAGACACACCAGUUAUGACGAUAUAAACCACUUUAUAACCUAUUCUCCGUAUUAGAUAAAUUAUAUAUGAGCAUGUGUGUAAGAUGGUACUAUAAAUUUUCCUACUUUCGUGUAGUGUAUGAAUAGUCCUCGAAUAGUAGCUCAAACUUUGAUAAGGGAUGGCGGAGGAAGAAGAAGAAAAGGAAUAUCGCUGGGAGACUGGUUAUGAGAAAACUUGGGAAGCGAUCAAAGAAGACGAUCAUGGAUUAUUGGAGCCAUCUGUGGCAGAUAUUAUUCUUAGUGCCAAGAGAAAGCGUCAGUUGGAAAGAAAACAAGGUGCCAGAUUAGGGAUGAUGAGACAUCUUUAUAUCAUCUUAGAUGCUUCUGAAUCAAUGUCAAAUCAAGAUUUGAAACCAACUCGUUUCUUGUGUUCCCUGAAGCUUCUAGAAAAUUUUAUUGAAGAAUUCUUCUAUCAAAACCCUAUAAGUCAGUUAGGUGUAAUCACUACUAGAAAUAAAAGAGCUGAGAAAAUUAGUGACUUGGCUGGUAAUUCAAAGAAGCAUAUCAAGGAAUUACAAUCAUUGCAGCAAACAAUGGUAACUGGUGAACCAUCUCUACAGAAUUCCUUAGAACUGGCUCUGAAGUCAUUACGAUUAUUACCAUCGCAUGCUAGUAAAGAGAUAUUGAUAAUUAUAGGAGCUCUUACCACUUGUGAUCCUGGAGACAUCAAUGAGACGAUACAAAACAUGAAGUCAGAUGGCAUUAGAUGUAGCGUCAUAGGAUUAGCUGCCGAAUUGUAUAUCUGUAAGCGAAUGGCAAAUGCCACUGGUGGCGAGCAUGGGGUAGCACUCGAUGAUAAACAUUACAAAGAGCAAUUAAAUUCGCAUAUAGACCCUCCACCCGCUGCAACGCGAUUAGAUGCCGCGCUUGUAAAAAUGGGAUUUCCUCAUCACGCUUUGCAUUCCACUGUGACAGACACACCUAUGACAGUGUGUAUGUGUCAUGCGGAAAGUUCUGAUGAAUUGUUCAAACUUAUGAGCACAGGUUACCUAUGUCCCCAGUGUCUCAGUAAACAUUGCGAACUUCCCGUAGAAUGUAGAUCUUGCGGUCUCACUUUGGUAUCGGCUCCGCAUUUGGCACGCUCGUAUCACUAUCUGUUUCCAGUUGCAACUUUUACAGAAAUUGAAUUUGAAAACAAUCACUCGUCGUGUUUUGGUUGCCAGAAAGUUUUUACUCAAAAGGACAAAAAGAUAUAUAUCUGUGAAAAGUGUGAUCAACCAUUUUGCUUGGAUUGUGAGAUAUUUAUUCACGAAUCUUUACACACAUGUCCUGGCUGCGCAACAAAUCCCGAGACAUAUAAAAAAUCGGUGGAUAAAUCGUAAAAUAUACCCUUCGACGAAAAAUUAUUACAUACACAUGUAAUAUUCUCUGGAGCAAUUAUCACGAUAGUGAAUACCGAGAGGUCACGAGUAUAAGUAUCGUGUUACACAGUUGCAUGUAAAAAAAAAAAUUACAGUUUUACAACUUUCAUUACAACCUAGCCAAAUCUAUCUUGUAAUAUAAAUGUACAAAUCACUCGUAUAUCUGGAAUAUAUCGGGUAUAUGGAACUUAUACAAAUGCAUAUUUAUAUACAUACAUAUUUACAGUAAAUAAAAUAUAAAAUGUCGAAAUAAUGUCUACUUGCACGCUCUAUCUGCUUGCGACUUUACAGCAAUGUCAAUGGCUAAUUUGGCUUAUUCGCACUGAUAAUUCAGGUGAUAUAGUGUAUACGAUAAGAGAAAGAGGAAAAUCCUGUUGCGAUCUCGAUAACGUGGCUAUGAUGAGAAGCAGCACAUUCACAAAUGUAUCUUGUGUAAGAGAGGUGCAACGCGAGAUACAUCUUUGAACAUAUUAAUGCGUGUAUACGUCCAAGUAGCGAGCAACAAUAUUCGAUAGUUACACGUGUGACUGGGACUUUUGUGCGACGACGAGUGUAGCACGACUCCGCUCCUAACGCAAAUGUCCUACUUCAAUAUUUACUUGGUGGGGGAACAUUGAAGCUUAUUACUACCUAGACAGGUAGAAAGUGAGCAUCGUGACGCUACAAGCACGUUAUUAAUUGUUGGUCACCCGCCGAUGCCUGUCGGUCGAAUUUAUGUGCAUGCGAUACGUAUUCCGCUCGAGACUUGCGCUGAUAUUUCCAAAUUUGGUAAGCCUAUUUAACCAGAUAUCUUGCGGUAAUUAUUUGUUCAGAUGUUUCGCCAGUGUAAGGUUUGCUUUACCAAUCGCUAUUUAAUACUUGUACAUUUACACAACGAUAUUAUAGUGGACAUGUUGCACUUGCAUUGCAGAUUUUCUUGUGAUUAAUAAUAAACAUAAUUAACAUAAGACGAUGUAAACAUUGUCGGAAUAUAGCUCCGACUGGCCGAAGUUGGCCGAUAUGACAGAAACCGAUAUAUCUGUCAUGGAAAACGACACACGAUAAGAAAUUUGCAAAGCUGAACACGCCUAUUCGAAGCAAUCCGCACGUCGUCAUGCGCUGUGUAGUCACGUGCUCAGUCAUUAAGUAAAAUGUAAAUUACUACCGCAAAUGUACAUUUCUGCAUGUACUCUUGGAUCAGUUUACUAAAAGAACUAUAUAUAUGUCAAGGAGAAAAAUAUAUUACUAUAUAUAUAUAUAUACACUGCACGCGGCACUUGAGUUCAGAUUUUAAUGUUAAGAAUAAAUAUUAGUUUCCCAGUAAUAUAUUUCUCCUUCGCAUUGUCGUGGCACGACUUGCGAGUACUCACGAGACUGGCAACCUCGCAAUAAUCAGCGGUUA
Messenger RNA from Harpegnathos saltator (Jerdon's jumping ant), 3239 nucleotides. RefSeq names its product general transcription factor IIH subunit 2 Ssl1 (gene Ssl1). Gene Ontology annotation, biological process: DNA-templated transcription; nucleotide-excision repair; regulation of transcription by RNA polymerase II. NCBI's taxonomy places the organism in Eukaryota, Metazoa, Arthropoda, Insecta, Hymenoptera, Formicidae. Gene Ontology annotation, cellular component: transcription factor TFIIH holo complex; transcription factor TFIIH core complex. The transcript has 8 exons. The record is from RefSeq and is a predicted model, not a curated record. The coding region runs from base 617 to 1819 and encodes 400 amino acids. Gene Ontology annotation, molecular function: zinc ion binding.